Molecule: messenger RNA, 1213 nt
Organism: Bipolaris maydis ATCC 48331
Lineage: Eukaryota; Fungi; Ascomycota; Dothideomycetes; Pleosporales; Pleosporaceae
Cellular component (GO): transcription factor TFIIH holo complex
Source: RefSeq, a predicted model, not a curated record
AUCAACGCGUACCUGGCGGGAAGCGUGUUGCAUAUGUACAUACACUGGCAGGCACAUGUCCCGAUUGUGCGAGUAGAAUGACGAUUGGGGUCCGCCGCUUACUCACCAAGCUGUCAUACCUUCGGCCUUGACGGCACACUCAGGGCUCAACAUCGGCCUCUCAAACAAAGCAAAGCAAAGCAGAAUGGCUACAGCCAGAAGCCCUGCCAACGCUUCAUUCGCAGAAAACCUGCCUACCCCGCCCGCCUCUUCUGCAGCGCCCUCACAGCACCCCUCGCCGCUGCCGCAGCCGCGGAAGCACCCUCUCAAGCCUGGUGGCCCCAGAGAAUCGGAUUUGAUCAGAUACCUGGAUCAUGGCAUCAACAGCAUACAGAAACGCGUGGAUAAUCGCAUGACCAACCGCAAGCUCAAGCCUGAGCCCGGCGAAGAGCAAGGAUAUAACGCAUUCUGGGAGGUGGCACGUGACCUGGAUGGCUUGGUAGACGUCGUGUGGGUGUCGGCAUCUCCCAACCUCCAGAUUCCCUAUUUGCUCAACAUUGCCGUUCUAACCGCUGAAUUCCUUCCUCUGUUCACUUCAACAACGCGUUCCACCCAGGCCACCUUUCGCCUCGUCUCAAAACUUGAUUAUGCCUUCUCCUCACUACUGACUGGCCACGACCUUGCUACAGGCGAGCUGUUGCCUGGCUUUGAAAAUGGCCGGACAGUUACAACCACGGACAAGGUCCGCUUGAAGGGCAUUGUAGAUCGCACCCGCCUGACUGUCGUCCGUGUUAUGAGUGGGGAAAGCGUCGUUGGGGAUGAUCAAGACGCGAGCGAGGCUAUGGAUACAGAUAAUGAGCGAGAAGCAGAGCCACGGGGCCACGAUGGAACUGUCACCUUUGAAGGCUUUGAAAACAAUACUGACGACGAAGAAGAGGAUGAUGAGUGGGAGGAGCGUGGCAUAGCCACUAUUUAUGAAAAGACAAUAGGCGAGUUGGGCGACGUCCUUGGUGGCCCCCCAAUUGGUAUCAUCACAGACGAUUGGGCCAGCAAAGGAGCUGAUCAGCAAAGAAGCGGCGGUGGCUUUGUAGAGUCUGAUGUUGAUUUUGACUAGGCCGGCAUAUAGCACAUCACUUGUUUCUUUGUCUUCUGAGCUCGAGGCACGUCGGUGCAGGGAUGAUUGCUGGAGCUGGGCAGUUUGAAGAUCUUUGCCAUUCUACUCGGUUGUUUCUUG